AUGGUCGCAUCCAAACCCUCUCCAUCUGUAUCUGCCUCAUCAAAUCCCAGAGCGGGAUUGGCCACCCUCGAACCGCGCAUAAAACAGGUGUCCCAAUCCACGAUCCGCAAGAAAUGGAGACCUCUCCCGGCGUCGUCACAGGACAAGGUCAGACAGAUCUUCUUGAACCUCAAGACGAAGAGGUCUGGUGCUGGCGGGAACGGCAGGAUCCCACCGAUCGGCAAGUCGCGCAACAACGCGAAGGGGCAGAGAAAGAACGCGACGGCGGCCAGUAUCCGAGAGGAAGAGUAUGAGAAAAUGAUCGAGGAGGUUGCUGACAAACUCCUCGCCCGCCUGCCGCGAAUGCCAUUCCCACAGACACAUAAUACAAAUACCACCACGGUCGACGAUUCUCCGUUCGACCUGUCCGCGACCCUCACGCGCAUCGCGACCCUCCAGUCGCAGCUGACAACCAAUCUCCAGUCGGCGCACCUGCUCCGGCGCCAGAUCAGGCGGGAGAAACUCGCGUUGAAGAGGGACCGCGCGCAGCUGAAGACGUUGGAAGAAGGAUUUAAGGGCAGUGAGAGGCUCAGGCGGAAGAAAGAGCAGGGCCUGCAUCCGCUGGCCAGGAGCAUGCACCGCCCCAGGGGCGAAGACGACGACGGAGACGGAGACGGAGACGGCGUCGAGGCGAGACAGCGAGAGGAGAUUGAGCGCGUCAACCACGUGGCAGGAAUAAUAAUACGCCCUGCGAACAACAACAACUACAACAACAAGAGUGUUUCCUCCACGUCACCCACGCCCACGCUCUCGCUCGAUUCGGAAAACAGCGACCCGGAAAUGAACUCGCUGCUCGGUCAGUUGCGGAGUCACCUGCUCAGCAUGCAGAACAACACGGCGACCAUGCAGCCUGUGUUGGCCGCCAUGGACGAGGCGACGACGGUGUUGGAUAAGUUUGCCGCGGGACAGGGAUGGUGUCAGACAGAGUGUACUCGGAAGAACACAUGA
Molecule: messenger RNA, 987 nt
Organism: Fonsecaea erecta
Lineage: Eukaryota; Fungi; Ascomycota; Eurotiomycetes; Chaetothyriales; Herpotrichiellaceae
Exons: 2
Coding region: 1-987 (328 amino acids)
Source: RefSeq, a predicted model, not a curated record